GUGCGUAAUGGACAGGGGAAAGGGGACCUUGCGAGACAGAAAACAGAGAAGAACGGGACAUGGUAUCGACGAGAGGGAGUCGCCAAGAGAUUAGCGACCAUGCAGCGCUGCAAUCACAAUGGAGGGGGGAGGUCCGAGUGGAAUCUGAUGAAGGCGGUCCGGAAAGCGGCGCUGACAGGAAUGUUGAUGCCAGGGGGGACAGCGGGGCAGAGCAUGGAGGGGGGCGAAAUUAGUUUGAGAGUGAAUCAGGAGAUGGCGAGAGUGUACGUCACGUACAUGCGCGCGCACGCAGUAUUGAUCCGAUUCGAGGGUCUGCUGAGACAAUUCUCAUCGGAACUGAAGGUAGAUCUCGUCGGCCAGUGGGAGGGCACAUGUCCACGACUGGCGAGAGGACGAUUCAAGGGGAGGAUGACUGUGGAGGGGCCCGCGACGAUCCUCUAUUGGGCACCAUCGGCGAUGUUGAGAACGUGGUUGGUGGAAACUCGUAAGGAAGAGAAGGUCAACAUCAAUGGCCAAGAGCAUGUGGCUACCUUUGCACCAUGGAAAACGCCGGUGGAGCUCGAGUGGGAUAGACUGAUGGAGCGCAAGCGCCACCCGUGGGUGAAGUUUAUUCAUCCUCCGCCGAUAGUACGAACCUUCUUGCGAGAGACAGCCGCUCACCUUUUCGGCKAAGUGMUSAAYGACRAGGGGRCCAGAACAAYGGAUGCCCURGGGAGGGAGGAAAUAACAUUCCACCUACGUCCACCUCUUAGAAGGAUAGGUUUGGACCGGUUGGUGAUCGACCUAGGGAUAUAUGGUCGUCAUUCGGUCCGACAUAUCACUGGCGAGACACCCUGGUGCACGACAUGCAGACGACAUGGCCACCUGGCAGGGAACAUGGGCUGCCUCACGAUACAAGAGACAAGGAGAGAACUCAACAAUAGAGAGAGGAGGCUGCGAGAAGACCCGGCAAGACCGAGGAAUGUGAGAGAAGAGAUAGAAGGAUGGAUCAAAUUCGAGCAGCAACAUGAUUACGUGAUCAGUGCAGAGCUCCUGGUAGAGGGUAGCUUCGUCGAUGUGGAGGGAGUGUCGACAGGGCACUUCCUCCCCUCGGUGAGAAUACGGCAACUCUCCAAUCAGGGCAAUGGGAGUGGCCCCGCGGAGAAUUGGACGGAAGGGGAGAUCGAAGGAAGACAGGAGGGGGAGGUGCAGCAGAGGGCUUUGGGUCGUGACAAAGCACAGGAAAAGGGGGAGGAUGAAGAGGAGAGGCAGGGGUGGCGAAGAACGCCUGAGAGUGCGAAGAGGGAGAAGGGGAACGCAGGGGUAGCGGGGAGACAGAAUGAAAGCGGACAGCAGGGGCGGGGAAAGAGGGAGGAAAGGGGGGAGAAUGAGGGAGACCGACCGCAGCGACAACAAACGAGAGAGGUCGAGAUGGGGGAGAAUAAGGAGGGAGGAGAGGACGGGGAGACCCCAUGGGGAACAGCAGAGGGUGAGCAGGGGGAUGUGGAGAUGAUCGAUCGGGAGGGAGGGGGUGAAAUCUGCCCCCCGGAAGGGAGGGGGGAACAGAGAAGACCAUCGAGAUUGGAACAGCUGGAAAGGGACUAGCGGGCGAUCUUGGGAAGUAAGGAGGAAGAGAGGUGUCUGGAAGGGCUGGAAGGGGGGGGGGGGGGG
This is a messenger RNA of Chara braunii, 1650 nucleotides long. The record is from the annotation of a GenBank genome assembly. Lineage: Eukaryota; Viridiplantae; Streptophyta; Charophyceae; Charales; Characeae.